Molecule: messenger RNA, 930 nt
Organism: Suhomyces tanzawaensis NRRL Y-17324
Lineage: Eukaryota; Fungi; Ascomycota; Pichiomycetes; Serinales; Debaryomycetaceae
Product: aldo/keto reductase family protein
Exons: 1
Coding region: 1-930 (309 amino acids)
Molecular function (GO): oxidoreductase activity
Source: RefSeq, a predicted model, not a curated record
AUGACGACCGAAUUCACCACCUCCUUGCAAUUGACACAACAAAGCAAGUACACGUUUAACAACGGUCUCCAGAUCCCGGUCACUGCCUUUGGUGUGUGCGACAUUCCGCCAAAAGAUACCAAGCACCUAGUGUACGUAGCGUUGAAGGCCGGGUACCGUCACAUCGACAGUGCUAUGGGGUACCAGAACCAGAGAGAGACUGCCGAGGCGAUCAGCCUCUUUUUGAGCGAAACUCCCGAGGUCGCCAGAAGUGACAUAUUCUUCACUACCAAGAUCGAUAACAACCUGCAAGGCUACGAGGAAACCAAACAGGCAGUGGAGAGCAUUGCCCACGAGGUUAAGCAGCACAUCGGGUACGUCGACUUGGUACUUCUCCAUUCGCCCAAAACCUCCAAGGAAAAGAGAUUGGGCACCUACAGAGCGUUACAAGAGUAUGUGGGUGAAAAUCCAACCUUGGAGAUCAAGUCGCUCGGAGUGUCCAACUUCGGAGUGGCCCACUUGGAGGAGUUGCUUAGUUGGGAUGGCCUCACAGUCAAGCCGGUGCUCGACCAGUUGGAAUUGCACCCAUGGUUGCCCCACAUCGAAUUGCGCGAGUAUCUCAAGUCCAAGAACAUCUUGGUGGAGGCAUACUCGCCAUUGACACAAGGAGUCAAGCUCAACGACCCGGAGUUGUUGGGGUUGGCUGCCAAGCACAACAUCAACAAGGCAGAGAUGUUGUUGAAGUGGUCUUUUUUGCAGGGGUUUAUCGUGAUUGCCAAGUCGGUCACCGAAUCGCGAGUGGUGCAGAACUUAAACGUGUUGCCUGCCGACCUGUCCAGCGGACCUCUCGUCUUGGACGUGGCCAUCUUGCAGGACCUCCACAAGCCCGAUUCGUGCGAGGUGAUGACCUGGGGCAAUGUAGAUCCCACCGAGUUUGUGGAUGGGGAGUAG